This is a messenger RNA of Striga asiatica, 780 nucleotides long. NCBI's taxonomy places the organism in Eukaryota, Viridiplantae, Streptophyta, Magnoliopsida, Lamiales, Orobanchaceae. The record is from the annotation of a GenBank genome assembly.
AUGAGUCGCGACCCGUCUCCUGAGAGACUUCUGCUCGCUUCGACCUCAAUUCCUCUUGCUCCAGAUUCUCUCCCUAUCCUUUGUCCUAUUCCUCUCGAUAGCAAUCCUACCAACUUAUCUCGGCCUCACCCUUUCAAUUCGACCUCUGGGACUGGUCCUUCGAAACAACGACGCCUCGAGGAAGCCAGAGCUCUCGCCCCUACCGCUAGCUCUGGGAGAGGUCAGAAGACCUCUCAAAGGCAGAAGGUCAAAACUCCAAGUCGAUCAACUGGGGGACACGUUGGUCGAUUACGAGUGCCGAGAAAAAAAAUCCAGAUCGACGAGGAGACGAUCAUCAUGCCUCCUUGUUCCCUCGUGACCGCGGCCAAGGCCACGACCAUCACGUCGUACCUGGCCAACAUCUUUCCCACAGCUGACUCAAACCGAUGGGGAAUGAUAGGAAGAAACGGGCUAAAGAUGUGGCCCGUGGACUUGGGCAGUGUAUUGAGCAUUCGUCUUCUAACUGUUUUGGUGGGUCUUGUGCCCAUGCUGAAUGAGGACUUGUCCGAGCAGAAUGGCAACGCCGAGCUGCUCGCCUCUCCUGCUUGGUGGAGCGAUACUUUGACUAAGGGUCUGCUGCGAGCUAAUGUGGCUCAAUACUUCGCCUUGCCAGCUCUUGUGCUUGCACGCGAAUCACCCUCUGAUGCGCAAGUUCAGGUCACCUCUUUCUCUAUUCCUCCACUAGUGGGGCCCAAUGCCGAGGCUGCUAUUGAUCCCGAUGCGCGCCUACCUCCUCCAUAA